Molecule: messenger RNA, 1997 nt
Organism: Juglans regia (Persian walnut)
Lineage: Eukaryota; Viridiplantae; Streptophyta; Magnoliopsida; Fagales; Juglandaceae
Product: bHLH transcription factor RHL1-like
Exons: 7
Coding region: 221-1603 (460 amino acids)
Biological process (GO): regulation of transcription by RNA polymerase II
Cellular component (GO): nucleus
Molecular function (GO): DNA-binding transcription factor activity, RNA polymerase II-specific; protein dimerization activity; RNA polymerase II cis-regulatory region sequence-specific DNA binding
Source: RefSeq, a predicted model, not a curated record
AUGAACAUCUGAGAGGGAAAGACGUGAGAAAAUCGAAACAGACAGAAAUUUCAUCCGUAAACGUGCUUUCCCAUUGUUUUCUUCAGUUCCUAUUCUGCUAAGAACCCGAACUAUUCAGAUUUCAGACCCUCUUGCUCCUGUCCCUGUCUCUGUCUCUGUCUCCAUCUCGUAUUCGGAUCAGAGUAAAGGAGCAGCGAAUUCAUCGUAGGCAGAGAAAGAUAUGCAACCCUGUAGCAGAGAAAUGCAAGGAAUUAACUCUCUCUUAAACCCAACUCAAAUCUCUCUUCAAGACCUCCAUGACCAACAACAACAACAACAGUCACAGAUCCAGAGCUCUCAGAUUCACCACCAGGUCCAGAACUCCCACUUCGACCCCACCUCUCAUGACGACUUCUUGGAGCAAAUGUUCUCCACCAUCCCUCCUCCUUCCUGCUCCUGGUCCGACCUCAACCCCGCCAAGACCCCUGCCGCCUGGGACCUCAAGCCCAGAGACCUCUCCGACGAUACGGCGCCGCUCAACCCUGACAACAACAACAAUGUUGCUUUCCAGUUCGACGAUUCCGCCAACCUCGCUUCCAAGCUCCGCAAUCACCAGAUUAGUGGCUCGGCCAAGUCUGCGGCCGCCGCGGCUGCCAUGAUGCUCCAGCAGCAGCUUUUGAUGUCCAGGGGUGUGGCCGGAGCAGGAGAUUCUGGGCUGAUUCCAAUGCCACUGUCGUUGGGGUCCGCAGACGACAACGUUGAUGGUUCGUCGUCCUUCAAAUCUCCCAACCUGAGAGCCCAUGAUGAUUCUGUUCAGGCUCUGUUUAACGGUUUUGCUGGAUCUAUGCACGGGCCAGGUCAAACACCUAAUCAGACUCAGCAUUUUCACCAUUCUCAGGGCGGACCGGUACAGGGGCAGAACUACGGGUCUCCGGCUGCGGCGAUGAACCAAGCACCGGCAAGUGGUUCGGCCGGAAGUGCGCCGGCUCAGCCUAGACAGAGGGUGAGGGCUCGGCGAGGUCAAGCCACUGACCCACACAGCAUCGCCGAACGAUUACGGAGGGAGAGAAUCGCUGAGCGAAUGAAAGCCCUGCAGGAACUUGUUCCCAAUGCCAACAAGACAGACAAGGCUUCAAUGCUGGAUGAGAUCAUAGAUUACGUGAAAUUCCUCCAGCUUCAAGUCAAGGUUCUGAGCAUGAGCAGAUUGGGCGGUGCAGCCGCUGUUGCUCCCCUUGUUGCCGAUAUGUCACCUGAGGGUGGCGGUGACUGUGUUCAAGCUGGUGGCGGCAAUGGUGGGGCCCAGCGCAACCAAACGGCGUCGUCUAACGACACCCUGAUGGUGACUGAACACCAGGUUGCGAAGCUGAUGGAAGAAGACAUGGGCUCCGCCAUGCAAUACCUUCAGGGAAAGGGUCUCUGCCUCAUGCCCAUUUCCCUGGCCACGGCGAUCUCCACUGCCACAUGUCACUCCAGGAACCCCACCAACCGCCCAGUACUCCAACCCAACGGUGGCGAGGGUCCCUCUUCCCCCAGCAUGUCCGUUUUGACCGUCCAGUCUGCCACCCUCGGUAACGGUACUGUCGACGCCUCCGUCAAGGACUCCACCUCCGUUUCCAAGACGUGAGUUCACGGCGUUGACUGGCUUUUUUGGUUGGGUACGUAAAAGGCAGUUUUUUUAAUAGAGAGGAAGAAGAUGAAGAGAUCAAAGAAAGAAAGAAAGUAGAAAGAUGAUGAAAAGCAGCAAAGAAGUCUACGCAAAUAAGGCCUCGGGGCCCCUCUCAGCUGUAGGAGUUGUUUAAAGAUGCAGUAUUUCCGUAGACUUUUUUGGCUAAAAGCUAACUACACCACAACCACCGCCAUGAACAACCACCAAAUUCCUACAACUCCCCUACCUUUUUUCUUUUUCCAGAAUUAUUUUUCACGUGCAUGCAAAUUUGGUUCUAUUUAAAUAUGUGUUUCAAUUCGAACAUUGUGUAAUGGAUCGACGAUCAGACGAUUUAUAUAAGCAAUAUUCAUGA